Molecule: messenger RNA, 474 nt
Organism: Vicia villosa (hairy vetch)
Lineage: Eukaryota; Viridiplantae; Streptophyta; Magnoliopsida; Fabales; Fabaceae
Product: TMV resistance protein N-like
Exons: 1
Coding region: 1-474 (157 amino acids)
Biological process (GO): signal transduction
Source: RefSeq, a predicted model, not a curated record
AUGGUGAAUGGAGAAACUAACACUGGUUCCAAAAUUCUUGAUAAUGAACAACUAUAUGAUGUUUUCCUCAAUUUUAGAGGAGAAGAUACUCGGAAGAGCUUCACGGGUAAUCUGUUUCAUGCUUUGCACAACAAGAGAAUCAAAACCUUCAUGUAUAACGACAACCUCAAGACCGGUAACCAAAUUUUAGCCUCCAUUUUCAAAGUAUUGAAACAGUCAAGGAUUUCAAUUGUUGUUUUGUCAAAAAAUUAUCCAUCUUAUGCACUUUGUCUUGAUGAACUUGUCAAGAUAAUCGAGUGCAGAGAGAGGAAUAACCUACUGGUUUUGCCGAUCUUUUAUGAUGUUGAUCCUUCCGAUGUAAGACACCAAAGAGGUAGUUUUGGCCAUAACAUUUCUCAUCAUGAACAUAAGCAUGGAAUAGAUGGAAUAAAGAGGUUUUACCGAUCUUUUAUGAUGUUGAUCCUUCCGAUGUAA